This is a messenger RNA of Miniopterus natalensis, 3051 nucleotides long. It is a transcript of the gene MMP17, whose product is annotated as matrix metallopeptidase 17. Gene Ontology annotation, biological process: proteolysis; extracellular matrix organization; collagen catabolic process. The record is from RefSeq and is a predicted model, not a curated record. Gene Ontology annotation, cellular component: extracellular matrix. Lineage: Eukaryota; Metazoa; Chordata; Mammalia; Chiroptera; Miniopteridae. Gene Ontology annotation, molecular function: zinc ion binding; metalloendopeptidase activity.
AUGGGCAGUGCCAGCCCCCGCCCGAGCCCCCACCUGCACCCCUCACUCUCUCUGCCUCAGGAGUGGCUGAUCAGGUUCGGCUACCUGCCCCCACCGGACCCCGCAACCGGGCAGCUACAGACGCAGGAGGAGCUGACCAAGGCCAUUGCGGCCAUGCAGCGCUUUGCGGGCCUGGAGGCCACCGGAGUCCUAGACGAGGCCACCCUGGCACUGAUGAAAACCCCGCGCUGUUCCCUGCCCGACCUCCCCUCUGCUGCCCCAGCUCGGAGGAGGCGCCAGGCUCCAGCCCCAACCAAGUGGAACAAGAGGAACCUGUCGUGGAGGGUCCGCACGUUCCCGCGGGACUCGCCCCUGGGCCGAGACACAGUGCGUGCUCUCAUGCACUACGCCUUGAAAGUCUGGAGCGACAUCACGCCCCUGAACUUCCACGAGGUAGCGGGCAGCACCGCCGACAUCCAGAUCGACUUCUCCACAGCUGACCACAAUGACCGCUACCCCUUCGAUGGCCCUGGCGGCACCGUGGCCCACGCCUUCUUCCCCGGAGACCACCACACCGCAGGGGACACCCACUUUGAUGAUGACGAGGCCUGGACCUUCCGGUCCUCAGAUGCCCACGGUAUGGACCUGUUCGCAGUGGCUGUGCACGAGUUUGGCCACGCCAUCGGCCUGAGCCACGUGGCGGCCACACGCUCUAUCAUGCAGCCCUACUACCAGGGCCCGGUGGGCGACCCGCUGCACUACGGGCUCCCCUACGCGGACCGCGUGCGCGUCUGGCAGCUCUACGGCGUGCGGGAGUCCGUGUCCCCCACUGCACAGCCAGACACUGCAGAGCCUGAGGAGCCUCCCCUCCUGCCAGAACCCCCUGACAACCGGUCCAGCACCCCGCCCAGGAAGGACGUGCCUCACAGGUGCAGCACACACUUCGAUGCGGUGGCUCAGAUCCGCGGCGAGGCUUUCUUCUUCAAAGGCAAGUAUUUCUGGCGACUGAAUCGAGAUCGGCACCUGGUGUCUCUGCAGCCAGCACAGAUGCACCGCUUCUGGCGGGGCCUGCCGCUGCACCUGGACGGCGUGGACGCCGUGUACGAGCGCACCAUCGACCACAAGAUUGUCUUCUUUAAAGGAGACAGAUACUGGGUGUUUAAGGACACUAACGUAGAGGAAGGAUUCCCGCGGCCCGUCUCCGACUUCGGUCUCCCGCCAGGUGGCGUCGACGCCGCCUUCUCCUGGGCCCACAAUGACAAGACUUAUUUCUUUAAGGACCAGCUGUACUGGUGCUACGAUGAACACACCCGGCGCAUGGACCCAGGCCACCCGGCCCGCAGCCCCCCUUGGAGGGGCGUGCCCAGCACUCUGGACGACGCCAUGCGCUGGUCGGACGGGGCUGCCUACUUCUUCCGUGGCAGGGAGUACUGGAAGGUGCUGGACAGCGAGCUGGCGGUGGCCCCCGGGUACCCACAGUCCACGGCCCGGGACUGGCUGGUCUGCAGAGAUGCGCAGGCCGACCACGAGGGCUCGGAGGGCGAGGCAGGGGCCCACGCCCCACCAGGACAGCAUGACCGGAGCCAUGCGGAGGACGGCUACCAGGUGUGCGCCUGCAGCUCCCUGGCCUCCCAUCCCCCGGGGACCUCAGGCCCGCUGCUGGCCGCCACACUGCUGCCGCCGCUGAGCACCCUGUGGAGAGCGGCCUGGGCCCUGGCGCUCUGAUGGCCACUGCGGCAGGACGAUGGGUCACAGCCAGGGGCCACACAGGGCAGGGACUGGUGCCCCCACCCCCCAGUACCUAAAACAAGAGCUCCCAAAGAGGGGGCAUGUGGCCUGGGGACCCGGCCUUGCAGCCUCUGAACAAAGCCCCCGUUUCAGUCUCCCUGGCAGAGAGGCGGCCCGGGGCACGGGCCCUUGGCCGGUCAGCACUGACUUCUGAACACAGGAGCACCAUCCCCUUGCUUUUUUGCCUCUACUGGCCCUGGCCCGACUGCCAGCUGGGAGUCUGGGAGAUGCCGUCAAGCCCUGGGUGGGGACAGGGAGACCGUCCAUCCUACCAGCAGAGAUGGGUCACACAGAACUCCACUGAUGGACGGGACAGGAGGUGCCAGGACCUCACUCGGGCCUGGAGAGCGCAGCUCAGCCAGCACCACCACCCUCAUCGCGUCCACACUGCCCACGGUCCCUGGUGCUUCUGCCCACCCAUGGGGGCUUUUGCCGCCCAUCCCAGAGGGCCUGCCACUGCCUUGUUCAGGGCAGCCCCCAACACUCAGAGGAGCCCCCCACGCUGAGGCCACCACUGGACUCCUCGUGAUGCCUACAGACAAACACGACGUCCUUGCUGCCCAGCUGCUCAGGCUCAGCUCCCUGAUGCCCCCAGGCAGGGGCCGUGUGGGUGGUUGCCCUCUAGGCCUGGACCCCAGACCCACCUGCACUCAGGUGGCGGGGGCUUCCAGGAAGGGCCUCACAGUGGUCACUUCCCCCUCUCUGUUCACCAGCACCGUUCUCUCCAGCACUUCCUUGCCGAUUCCGUGUCCCCAGGGUCAUUACUCCCAUUUCACAGAUGGGCAAGUGGAGGCCGGCUCAGGAAAUGAACCUCCUGCUCGCGGCCCGAGGCCCCAUCAGGUCUCAGAUCCAAUGCUCUGGCACGUUUGACAAAACCCAUUGAUGGAGGACCUGCCUGUGUGUGCGGGACAUGCCAAGCGAGACGUCUCCAGUCCUCGGGAGGCACCUGGGGUGUGGCUGCCAACCCAGCUUGCCGCCCACAGGAUGUCCAGGAUGGCAGCCUCCCUCCCACCCAGAGGGGCAGGAGAGCCCAGCCCUUUGGUCAGGAGCCCAGCAGGGAGCCAUUCACUAGUGUUCCUCGGGGGUGUGAACUGGGCCGGGAGGGGCUUCCUAACACCCAGAGUGAAUGUGGGGUCCAGUUAGGAAGAGACUAGUCACUGACGCUGUCAGGUGAGCUCAGAGAACUUCCGGGGGCUGGUUCACAGCGGGAGCCCCCACCUGGAGAGUGACAUAAACUGCUUUGGGGGUUCCUGGAAGGCCACCUGAGCAGAAGCAGGGAGGAGG